AAGCAAAAUAAAUGUUUGCCCCCCCAUAUAUUAUAUUUAUAUAUAACUUUGAUAUUUGAUGUGCCACUGGGAUAAACGGGAAAACGGUGCAUUAAUUCUGCUAAAGCAUGCUUGAUUCUACCACAUACUAAAUGUCAGAAUGGAAAAAAUAGUAACAGAUAGUGUAAACCCUUUGAACUUUAGCUCACGCAGAAUGCGCAUAUUCAGGAAUAUAAUUAUCUCAUUGACUGGGCUACCCUUUGACAUGCAAGCAUAGUCACGUGUCUAGACUACCUAUGCAUGCCUGGCAACGUCUUAUGUAUUUAUUGUUCAUUGGAUAUUGGAACCUAAGAGGAAAUGAGACCUAACUUGUUAUCGUGCGUUCAUUGUAAACUGGUUGUUAUGAUAGUUUUUUCCAGCUCAGUUUUGUUUGGUGCGUCAGUGACUCGGCACUCCUACUUUCGUUUUCCCAUCGAGUUUCGUUUCUCUGUAAACCGACAGUGGAUUCUUUAUAUAGCCUACUGUUAAGCACAGAACACAAUGUUGUCAAGAGCAAUGUUUCGCUUUGGACAGCUGUGUCCGCGCGUGUUUGGUGUCGAGUUUGAUUCGCGCACUGAACCUCUCUACUACACAUUGAGCUCUAGUCCCCAGGCUCUGCACCGGGAUCAUCAGCGGUUUUUUAACGAUUAUGGGAAACUCUACUCGCUAUACAUCCACUCCGAUAACAGGAUUCAAAAAGCGCAAACUCACGCGGAAAUAAAGAGCAAACUGUCUGAAAAAUUUGCACGGUUUUGCGACGUCUUUGAGACGUCUGCGUUUAUUCCGGAUGUUAAAGACAGCGUCGUUAAAGGAUUUUGCAUUCGUGAGAAAUCCAAUACAGGCAUUUCGGAGGAAAUAUUAAAGACAUUUCAUCAGAAUGAAUCGGUAUGUUUGUUUUCAUACAAACGCGAGGGGCAGUACUGCUGGCAGGAGGCGUGGUCACAUGUCAAUCAAGCGGAGAAGGCGGAGAGACAGUACAUCACGCCCGCAUCAUCACCGGUUUAUCAUCCAUCAACACUGGCCAUCAGGAACUCCGAUGUCUUUUAUAGUAUGGAUGAAGCCUAUAAGGUUCUUCAGGAGUGUAGCGACAUUUUACCUGAGUCAAAGGCCGUGCUGCAGAUAGUGGAUGAACAGGUGGAGUCCUGCAGAAAAGAUGGUUUUCCUGUCACUGUGAUCGAAGGACUGGAUGCUACAGGUAAAACUACCCUCACAGAAGCCCUGCGGGAAUCUCUGAAUGCCACAUUGCUGAAAUCUCCUCCCCAGUGCCUGGCUCCAUUCAGACAGCGCUUUGACUCAGAACCACCCCUCAUCCGCAGGGCCUUUUAUGCUCUGGGGAACUACAUCACUGCGGCUCAUGUGGGAAAAGAGUCCUUGAGAGCUCCUGUCAUAGUGGAUAGGUAUUGGCACAGCACAGCAGCUUAUGCUAUAGCCACAGCUGUCAGUGGGAGGGUGGAAAACCUACCUAGACCAGGCUCAGAACUCUACCAGUGGCCAGACGACCUACUCCGGCCAAACCUGGUGCUUCUACUUACUGUCAAUCCUGAGGAAAGGCUAAGACGACUGAGGGACAGGGGACAGGACAAGACUAUUGAGGAGACGGAGCUUGAGGUCAACCAACUGUUCAGACUUAAGGUGGAGGAAGCUUACAAGAGAAUCCAAAAUCCUUCCUGCAUCAUCGUGGACGCAAGUCCCUCUCCACAACAAGUGCUACAACAAGUGCAACAGUUAAUCAUGAACAAAUGUCAAUUGUAAACAGGUCUUUAACAAGCAAUGCAAUUCCUCUACAAAACACUAGAUGGUAGUGUAAUGUUAUGAUUCAGGCCUACACUGUAAGGUCUCAGUCAGCUGAGCCUUAUGAUUGAAAGAGAGGCUGGUGGCAAGCAGCCAGCAUAUAUUUUCGGGCUCGUAUCUGGACAUGUCUGAACAUAUUCCCUGUCCCACAGAGCUUUAGCAAUGAAAAACACGAGAGGAAAAGUUUUUGGGGGUGCCGUAGCUGGAUGUCAGCUCUCGUAGGCAGGGUGAAAGCGUCCAUUCUGAUUUAUUCCCACUGAAACACAGGAACUGAAUUAAAGACAUUUGAGAAUUCAUCAAUCACCUCAAUUAGAUUUAAACACAAGAACUUAUUGUUGGUCAGCUCUCCGUACACCCCUAUAGGAGAUAGAAACAGGGGAGUUUAUGGGGAUAUUAAAAGCAAUAGAUCUGAUCUAGGCAAUUUAAAGUUUAUUUGAUUUGUGGCUGUUUCUUUUGGACACGGACUCUGGUCAUUAAUUAAGAGUGAUAUGUUUAGUUAAAGUACAAUAUGCCAUUAUAUUCAAUAUAAGAGUUCUAAUACAUGAUUCUUUUUAUUGUACUGAAAUACUCAAUUUUUUACUUUUUUUUUUUACAAAAUACAAUUUUAAAUAUUUGUCUUAUUUAAUCAUCUAUAUCCACAAUGAGUUUUAUUUAAUCGGGUCAUUUAAAUAUUAAAAAAUCUUUAAAUGAAUACAAUUAUAUUUCAUUGCUUCAGAUUUAAUUUUCAUGUCAGUUUUACUGUGCUUCUUCUUAUUAUUAAGUUAUUGUGCCUUAAAAUUUAAAGUGCUGGAGGAAUGCUAUUUUUCUCUUUUGUGGAGCUUAGUUGACAGCUUUAGAGACCAUACAUGAAAAUGUUACUUUUAAAAUUCUUCCUUUAAUUAUAGACCCCUUAAAAGUUUGUAAACAGUGCAACGUCUCCGGGUGGGCGGGGCUUAGCUGGAGGCAAAAAGAGGCACGGACGCAAUGUUGACAAGCGUAAGUUAGCAUGUUUUUAGGAAGGAUUUAUUAAACAUGGAUGCAGAAGAAGGUUCAGAACUGUCCGAAUAUGUACAGUCACUGAUUCUGUGGGGGUAAAUUACCCCCAGGUUUACAAGGUUUAUUUUAACCAGGUUUUGGAUAUUUCCUAUACAACGUAUGAAUUACUUUCAAGUGGUUUGGGGUAUUUUGUCAAUGCUCAUUGUCUAAUGUAACCUAUCGCUAGGCUACCUUUGAUUAGCAAUGUGGAUUAUUUUCAUAGAUAUGUACACUAGGGGCCCUAUCUUGCACCCAGCGCAAUUGACUUUGUCAGUGACGCAUGUAUCAUUCGUAUUUUGCACCGGCGCACAGCGGGGUUUUUCCCUCCACAGAUGCACGUCAGCAAACUAGGGAAUGAACUUGCGCUCCCUGGGCGGUUCAGCGCAAAAAGGAGGCGUGUUGCGGCGCAAACCAUCUCUUAUGCUAUUUUGCAGUUUCAAAAAACAAUUGCGCUACUAACCAAAAAAAACUAGUCUAAAGUCAGUGGCGCGUUGCGCGUGGUUCAUUAUGCUAUUUUAAGGGCGCAUGCUUGACCAUAAUGUAUAGCGUGCACAACGCGCAUACACUUUGCUUAUCUAAUCUACACAGAUGCAACAGUUAUUUUUGCAAAUCAUAAAUUGUUACACUUAAAAAUAUUAAUACACGAGAUAAGGGGAAUCAUAGUGGUGAGCAUUGUGGUGAUAGUUUUUAUUUAUUCUCAUGCAAAUAACGAUUAAAAUAUUUUCAUAACUUUGUUGUGUGGCUGUAUUACGUUUAUUUUAUGUAAAUAAUAGUUAAAAUGUUUUCAUAAGAAACCUUAAUGUAUAUGAACUUGAUUUGUAAGAGUACUUUGGGGUUGGACCUUGCUUGCGUUUCUUGGGUCCGAUUUCAAAGCCCCCAAACCCUUUCAUCAGCGAUGGUGGACGCAGCGAUGUCCUCUGCUGGCGUCAAGUCCUGAGGCAGAUCCACCUCCUGUUACACGGCGUGCCCGAUUUAUGCUGGCAAGCGUGGGAUUCCCCCGUACAAGGACGUCGGUCUCCUCGGCUGUGAACCGCUCCUGGCGUGCGCCUGGUAAAUCCGUCAUAAUAAUAGCAACCCGCCAUGGAACUUGCGCACUUGCGUUUAAAGGGAAUGUUGGCUAGCGUUCUGAUUGGUUUAUUUGACGUUACGCCCAAACCACACCUAUGAAUAAUGAACCUACUUCAGACCAACCCCUUAUUGAUUUGCGCCCGGCGCAAGAGUUAUUUCUCACGCCGGGAAAAUAGCAACAGCGCCCAAGAUCCGCCCACAAACUUACUUGCGCGUUGCGCUUCGCACUUGCGUUUCAGAUCGUUAAAAUAGAGCCCUAGAUGUCGCCUUGGCUACGGCAGUUCAUUGGACCGAAUGCGUCAAAUAGAGCCGCCAUCUGGAAACAGGGGAACCCUCCAUCAGCGUCAUUUUAGGCAAUGGUGUAACGGAAAUAAAAUCACCAUAAAUCGUCA
Molecule: messenger RNA, 4283 nt
Organism: Paramisgurnus dabryanus
Lineage: Eukaryota; Metazoa; Chordata; Actinopteri; Cypriniformes; Cobitidae
Gene: cmpk2
Product: cytidine monophosphate (UMP-CMP) kinase 2, mitochondrial
Biological process (GO): dTTP biosynthetic process; dUDP biosynthetic process; dTDP biosynthetic process
Cellular component (GO): mitochondrion; cytoplasm
Molecular function (GO): nucleoside diphosphate kinase activity; ATP binding; dTMP kinase activity
Source: RefSeq, a predicted model, not a curated record